This is a messenger RNA of Tachysurus fulvidraco (yellow catfish), 5346 nucleotides long. RefSeq names its product lipin 2 (gene lpin2). Gene Ontology annotation, cellular component: nucleus; endoplasmic reticulum membrane; cytosol. Gene Ontology annotation, molecular function: transcription coactivator activity; phosphatidate phosphatase activity. Gene Ontology annotation, biological process: fatty acid catabolic process; cellular response to insulin stimulus; positive regulation of transcription by RNA polymerase II. NCBI's taxonomy places the organism in Eukaryota, Metazoa, Chordata, Actinopteri, Siluriformes, Bagridae. Bases 443 to 3118 code for a protein of 891 amino acids. The transcript has 20 exons. The record is from RefSeq and is a predicted model, not a curated record.
CCGCGGUGUAUCAUGGGAAGGGUCUUUUACAGCGGCCACGGUCGCACGUCACACAGCGUCUCACCGCCGCUGCUUCAGCCUACAGGACGCUGGUUAAAAUAGAUCUGUCUCACGAUUUAGCCAAAAAGACAACAACAACAAACGAACAAGAACAAAACACGUCUUCCCGCGUGUUUCUGAUGAAGAUCAGCUUUACUUCUGAGCUCCAGAAAUGACAGGGUAACGUUACCAUCGGCGAGGAAGCUAAUCACAAAGCGGAACGUAAACAGCAGCUCAUCUCAUCGCUACAUUACAGCGUCUUCACAUAAGACAUUGCAGGCGAUUAUCCUCAGUGAGCCAGCCGGCUUUUCACACCUGCUCCGGAUCAGAAGGACGUACCGGAUUCAGUCCUGUCCGUGGUUUAGUAAAUGCUUAUUUAAAAAGUCAACCAUAGGCAGACACCAUGAACUAUGUGGGGCAGCUGGCAGGUCAGGUGCUGGUGACAGUGAAGGAGCUGUACAAGGGCAUUAACCAGGCCACGCUGUCGGGCUGCAUCGACGUGGUGGUGGUGCGGCAGAAGGACGGGACCUACCAGUGCUCUCCUUUUCACGUGCGCUUCGGGAAACUCGGAGUGCUUCGCUCCAAAGAGAAAGUGAUUGACAUAGAAAUAAACGGAGACCCGGUGGAUUUACACAUGAAGCUUGGGGACAAUGGAGAAGCUUUCUUUGUCCAGGAAAUGGAGGUGCAGGAUGAGAUAGUCCCAGCUCACCUGGCCACCUCUCCGAUCCCCACUGAGAGUCACAUGUUCUGGGUUGGGAGCGACAGGGGUACGACUCAGGGUUUAGGCGAUGACCCUCUGGACCUUGAGGAACCCCCCGAGCUCCCGGUACCCAGUACAGGGACUGCCAAAAAGAAAAAGAGGCGGAGAAAGAAGCAUAAAUUAGACCCCCGGCGUGAAGAGAUGACUCCUCCUGCCUCUCUCAAUGCCUCUGCCAAUACAGACGACAUCUUCGAAAUGGAUCUCAGCACUGAUGAAGAAGCCACUCCCAGCACACGAUCAUCUUCAAUUAGCACUUUAAAAGAGGUCGAACCCAGAGUACCAGCAGUUCGUCAUUCUCCAGAGAGCUACCCGUACUCUGAUGGAGACUGGUCACCUGACGACAGUCACAGCAUGUCUGAGGUUUUCUCCCCCAAGAGCGACUCUGAGCUGGUGAUCCGGCCUUCAGAGAGCAUGCUGAAGAUGGAGUCUCACAUGCAGUGGACAUGGGGAGAGUUCCCAGAACCCACAAGGAUGGCCAAAAAGGACAAGAUGGAACUGCCCAAGACUGUGAAAAUAACCCCAUCAGAGAACACUCAUUUCAGGGUGAUCCUAAGUUCCGAGGCCAUGGAGCCCGAGGCUGAUGUGAAAGACAUAAUGGAACCUGCCCCCGUUUGCACUAUUGUAAAGCCCGAACCUCGUACCCCAGCUACCCCCAUCACCCCACUAAUGUCUUCUGACUGUAUCGCCGCUUCCACACCCUCUGAGCCCCAAACAACGGCCCCCAACCCUCAAGGUGGAGCUGUGAUGGAUGUCUGCCCAAAGACAGACUCUCCCUCCAAGAAGAAAGGAGUACCAAAGAGAAGUCAGCACCAAGGGCCCGAGGACAUCUACCUUGAUGAUUUGAACGUGCUUGAGCCUGAUGUGGCUGCACGCUACUUUCCCAAAAGUGACUCCGACUCUAAGCACUGGAUGGACUCAGGGAUGCAUUCAGGCUCUCAGUCUCCUCAGUCUGUGGGCAGCGCCGCGGCUGACAGCGGAACAGAAUGUAUGUCUGACUCGGCCUCUGAUCUGCCCGACGUCACGCUCUCUCUGUGUGGGGGGCUUAGUGAGAAUGCCGAGAUAUCCAAAGAGAAGUUUAUGGAACAUAUCGUCACUUACAACGAAUUUGCUGAAAAUCCAGCCAUUAUAGACAAUCCGAAUUUAGUGGUGAAAAUAGGGAACAGAUACUACAAUUGGACUUUAGCUGCACCGUUGAUUUUAAGCUUGCAGGCUUUCCAGAAGAAUCUACCUAAAGCUACCGAAGAGGCUUGGGUUAAAGAGAGGAUGCCAAAGAAGUCUGGCCGCUGGUGGUUCUGGAGGAAAAGAGCAGAUAGCACUAUCAAGCAGUCCGAGAAUGCAGGAAAACUGGAGAUGAAGGAGGAGCAACUGAAAGAGGGUGAAGCCUCUCUGGAAAAUGAUCCCUGCAAAGUGGAGUCUAGAGAAUCGUCCAGCGAUGAGGAGGGGAAGGAGGUGAGUGCAGCUGCUGCCUCUCUGGAGCGCUCGGCUCAGACCGAACCCCAGCCUCAAACCCAGACUAGCACACUUUCCUACAGGAAGUCCUUGCGCCUCUCUUCGGACCAGAUCGCCAAGCUAAAGCUAAAAGAGGGGCCUAAUGAUGUGACCUUCAGCAUAACCACCCAGUACCAGGGCACAUGCCGCUGUGAGGGCACUAUCUACCUAUGGGACUGGGACGACAAGGUCAUCAUUUCGGAUAUCGAUGGCACCAUUACAAAAUCAGACGUGUUUGGGCAGAUUCUGCCUCAGCUGGGGAAAGACUGGACUCACCAAGGCAUUGCCAAGCUUUACCACUCUGUAGCUGAGAACGGCUAUAAGUUCCUGUAUUGUUCAGCGAGAGCUAUCGGCAUGGCCGACAUGACUCGUGGCUAUCUGCAAUGGGUGAACGAUGGCGGCACUAUUCUGCCCCGCGGACCCCUCAUGCUUUCUCCCAGCAGCCUCUUCUCUGCGUUUCAUAGGGAAGUGAUAGAGAAAAAGCCAGAGAUUUUCAAGAUCGAAUGCCUUACUGAUAUCAAGAACCUGUUCCAGUCUAACAAGCAUCCCUUUUAUGCUGCAUUUGGAAACAGGACCAAUGAUGUUUUUGCCUAUAAGGAAGUCGGAGUGCCUGUUUGCAGGAUCUUCACUGUCAACCCUAAAGGAGAGCUCAUUCAGGAGCAGACCAAAGGAAACAAGACCUCGUACGGCAGGCUGAGUGAGCUGGUGGAGCACGUCUUUCCAUUACUGAGUAAAGAACAGAGCUCAGCGUUCACCUUCCCCGAGUUCAGCUCGUUUUGUUUCUGGAGGCAACCCAUCCCGGCGAUCAACCCAGACGACUUACUCUCAUAGGCUAGACAUGCUCUCAGUCCUUGCCUCUGUUUGCCCUCGUAUAGACUGAAGUAAUAAUCCUCUAAGGCAAUUGGGUAAAGUCCUCGCAAUUCCAAAUGUCCUCACUACCUGUAGCUGCACUCUAUCCAGCUGAGGCAUCGUCUGUCCAAAACAAUUGUAGAAAAUCCAUCCACACAUCCAAAACGGAACGACGCCUCGCUCUCCACUUUAAUCUGAAGUCCACGUUGAACUGUGGGGGUGGAGACGGUGCAAUUUCCCCUCAUUUUCACACACAUCAGGGAUAUUCGAAGCCUGCCUGAGCUGAGUGCUGGAGCCUCUAACAGAUACCCUUAUUUCUAAAUUAACCAUUUAGUGUGUGUGUGUGUGUGUGUGUGUGUGUGUGUGUGUGUGUGUGUGUGUGUGUGUGUGUGUGUGUGUGUGUGUGUGGUACUUAAUAUAGGUGUAUCAUAGCCUUAGUGCUGGUGUGUCUGAUACUGGCAGACAAUAAACCCUCCAGGAGCAGCAGAGGUGUUUAUUUCUGCUGUGGUUGUCCAGCGUAGGCUGGUGUUUACAGUCCUGUGGCCUAAGCACUUACCAGUUAGUGUGUGGGAACAAUGUGUGAUUAGUAGGAAACAAAAUGAGUCAUGUGGCAGAGCAUGUAGGAGCACAGAACUGAUUAACAAAGAUAUUUAUUUACAAGCGCUAAUUUAUUUUGUUCUAGGAUAAUUAACUAUUAUUAAUUAUUAUUAUUAUUAUUAUUACCAACACGCACUGCCUCUAACAUGUGGUGGAAGAAUUCCUGCAUGACUAUGUGUCCGUGAUGAGGAUUGAUCAGAGGCUCUCUUGAAUGCUGAUGCUGCUAUCAAAAGCAAGUCGUGCCGCCGAACUUUCAGCCACGCCCCUUUUAUCCUUUUGCACCGUCUUCAGUCUGAUUCGGUGCAUUUAAGGCUUUUAGUCGUGCUGGAAAAGCCCUGAGCACAGAGCAAGGCUUCCAUCUGUAUUCCAGGUGUUUUCCACUCGUUAACAAUUUCAUUGUCUGGCUGCUUUCGAAUGCCUCACUGAUCGCACUUUCAGCAGCAGCAGCAGCCAAGAGAGCAGCACGGAUCAGCUUGCAGUUAAUGAAGGGAUCGUCUUAUCGUCGGAAGCUUAUUCAGCAGCCUUUUGCAUAGAAGGUUUAAAAGCCUUUUUUUUUUCUUUUCAUGAGGUGAAAACAAGAUUUGAGUGUUUUUACACUACACUCAACCUUACUUAAUGUGUGUAAUCAAAGAAAUAGAUCUGAAAUGCUAUAGGCUUUUGAUUUCCCAAGAGGAUUAGCUUUAGCAUCAGUUGAUAUACCUAUUUUUUUUUUUGAAUAUAGGUAAAUAUUGUUUUUUUUCUGCUCUAGCACUGUAAUGCACCAAUUUCAGUGUUUGUUUUUUUUUGAAGAGACUGAUCGCAGCUGUUGUGCAGAAGGAGUGUCCCUUAUUAUUUUCCUGGACAUCUUCCAACUGAUGAUUCUCUGUGGCCAAGGGAAGGAGCGCAUCCUUGUCAUGAAUAGUUAAUUAUCAAAAGCUGGUCCGUGACUCCGUGUAAACCAAACGGUGUAUGCACUUUUUUGUUUGUUUGUUUCUAGUUUCUUCUUUUAAAAGUAGACGUAGAGCACUGCGUGUUAGGUAGCAUGCACACCGACUCGGAGCACAAUAGCAAGUAUUAUAGUUACAAUAGGAUAUUUGUAUGUGGUAACCGUUGUUUGUUUGGUGAGGGGGAAAAUAAAAGGGAAUUCCAUGGUUGUUUGAUUUGUUUAUGCACAAAUGUAUUAUCACAUUUGUUCUUGUUUUUGUUUUUGUUUUUUUUUGUCUGUAUGAAGUGUAGAAGUGAAACGUCUGUUAAUGAUUAACAAAGCGAUCCCAUUCUUUCUAUGAAAGUAAUACUACUUGUGUGGGAUGGACACACUCAUGUAUUGUUAAAAAAAAAAUUGACAAAAAAAAAAAAUGUUACCUCAAAGCAGAUCGUUUAUCGUUCAUUACUCGUUUGCUUUCACGCUCAUAAUUUUAUAAGCUUUUAUUUGUCGACGUACGCUCUUUAUGGAACAAAAAACAAAAAAAAAACAACCGUAUCUUCGAUUGUAUUGUUUUCAGUGUACAAAUUAAACAUUACUGCAUCUGACCACUCUAGAUACCUUUACAUGUAUACUUACUGUAUGGAUUUAUGGAGUUAUCAUUUCGGAAAAUGACACGAAAAUCUAUUAAAAUGCAAUUGUUACAAACGUC